AUGUCCGUCGCUGGGACCGCUACCAUCAUCGGUGCACAAGAUCAAGCACCCUACGAUGUAACCUUGAAACCCAGCGACAUCCCAGCCGAGGUAAAGGGCAAGGGGAGGCAAGGGCCACCAUUCCCAAUGUCCCCCAUCAACGAAUCCGUCCUUCACAGUAACGAAUUGGACGUCGGGACACUCGAAGAGCGGCCCUUCUUCGUCAGAAUCAACGCCAAAGACGGCAUAAUGGGCGCUCUCAAAAAGCUCGAUCAGCAACUCAAAGAUCAAGGCCAAGCAGGCCUCCUUUCAAAGAAGGAACCCAUCUCGUGGAUCGGGUCGGAACUCAUCCCAGGUCAAGUCGGCCUCGUGAAUCACGGUGGGCUGCCCAAGCUCUUAUUAAAACCCGGCCGAUACCCCCCUUUCCCUUUGAGGAAUUGGAUUGCGAGGCAGUAUGUCGGUGCCAAGGCCUUGUCCGAGACCGUGAUCGAGAACCAAGCUGCGGUUAUAUGUGACCCGCAAAAUAAAGUAUUUGUGAUCAAGAAUGGCGGAUUCGCUGCGCUCUCGUUGGCAGGCGCUUACACCAUCCUCGCCGUCGUCGACCAAACUCACUUGACGAAUGUCGUCCGAGACAAGGUGACCAAAGCCGUCCUUGGCUAUACUCAGGAAAUCAAGAUGACGAGGAACACGGGUAGAGGUGGAGGCGACAAGGAAUUCGUCGUCGCCUUGUUCUUGGAUAUCCCGGCCAACAAUUGUGCGGUCCUUCAAAAGGGUAACGAUCUCAUUAUCAUGCCUGCUGGACAACAUUAUGUCGUUGAUCCUAGCAUUACGCUUCGAGGCAUGUUUACAUUUGGCGAGAACCAACUGGAAAUGCCCACUAAGGACAUUUUCACGCGUGACCAAGUCCCAGUGUCACUCACCAUCUACUUGAAAUGGCAACUCAUGGAGCCUCUCAAGCUCACCCAACACGGCUACAGCACCGCCUACGAAGCUCUCCGCGACAAGACCCAAUCUAUCCUGACCCAAGUUGUAUCCCACCUCGACUACUCUGCCAUGAUCAAGCAACGCCAAAUCGGUCCAGAUAUUAUGGAGGAAAACUCGGAAGCCAACAACGCAGCCUUCCUCGACGCCCUCCGCACGAGUGCAAUGGACGAACUCAUCGAAGCAUCCACCGAAUACGGUAUCGUCCUCAAAGACUUGGCCGUCAUCGACCGUCAAUUCAAGG
This is a messenger RNA of Acaulospora colombiana, 1204 nucleotides long. Lineage: Eukaryota; Fungi; Glomeromycota; Glomeromycetes; Diversisporales; Acaulosporaceae. The record is from the annotation of a GenBank genome assembly.